Messenger RNA from Durusdinium trenchii, 480 nucleotides. The record is from the annotation of a GenBank genome assembly. Lineage: Eukaryota; Dinophyceae; Suessiales; Symbiodiniaceae.
AUGACACAGCUGCAUCCACCUAUUCCUUUUUUAGAGUGGUUUUACGAUCUUGAGCUGUCUCCUCAUCCUCUCAAGAUCCUGCAGGUGCCCAACGCUGGGGACACCCUUCCGCCCGGUGCAGCACGGCCUGUAUCUCGACACUUGCCUGGGGAGAUGGAGGAUGAGGAUGCUGAAGUCUCCAUGGUGUCCACCGCCACUGGCACGCGUGGACUCGCGGCAGGAAGUGCCGGUGCCGCUGCGAGUCCCAGUGCAGUUUCGACGGCGACGGUGGGAGCACCGACACGCUCGCAGAUUCCACAUCCCAAGCAGAGAAUUGGCAACAAACCAGGUGGCGACAAGUCCGAGUCCUACGAGAAUCGAGAGGAAGGAGGCUCCGGCCGUUUGGGUGACGAGGAGGAAGACUCCAUGCCACUACUGGCAGGUCUUUUGGGCCCACCGGGCUUGAGCGUUGCUUGGGCACCCAGAGAAGUCGGAAGGUGA